Pongo pygmaeus (Bornean orangutan) is the source of this 4714-nucleotide messenger RNA. RefSeq lists its product as uncharacterized. Bases 206 to 3268 code for a protein of 1020 amino acids. The record is from RefSeq and is a predicted model, not a curated record. The transcript is spliced from 2 exons. NCBI's taxonomy places the organism in Eukaryota, Metazoa, Chordata, Mammalia, Primates, Hominidae.
GAAUAAAAAAUUUUUUGUAAAUUUUUAAUUAAAAAGUAAACAUUAAUGUCGAAAAUGCAAACUUGGGGAAGACAGAAAAGAUCACACACAAGGCCGUCACUUCACAUUUGGAAGUCUGCACAGCGGCCAGGCAGAGGCGCUCCUCACUUCCCAGACGGUUGGCAGCUGCGGAGAGGGGGCUCCUCACUUCCCGAACUGUGGACAGAUGGGCAGAGGUGCUCUUCACUUCCAGGAUGGUUGGCAGCUGGGCAAAGGGGCUCCUUACUUCCCGGAUAGUUGGCAGCUGGGCAGAGGCGCUCCACAAUUCCCAGAAGGUUGGCGGCUGGGCAGAAGUGCUCCUCAUUUCCCAGUUAUUUGGGCGGCCAGGGAGAGGCAUUCCUCACUUCCCAGAUGGUUGGCAGCUGGGCAGAAGCGCUCCUCACUUCCUGGACUGUGGGCAGCUGGGCAGAGGUGCUCCUCACUGCGAUUCUCACUUCCCAGACAGUUGGCGGCCAGGCAGAGGCGCUCCUCACUUCCCGGACGGUUGGCAGCUGCGCAGAGGGGCUUCUCACUUCCCCAACGGUUGGCAACUGGGCAGAGGCGCUCUUCACUUCCCGGACCAUUGGCAGCUGGGCAGAGGCGCUCCUCACUUCCCAGAAGGGGCGGCGGCCGGGCAGAGGUGCUCCUCACUUUCCAGACGGUGGGUGGGCAGAGGUGCUCCUCACUUUCCAGACGGUGGGUGGGCAGAGGCCCUCAUCACUUCCCAGAUGGUUGGCGGCUGGGCAGAGGCACUCCUCACUUUGCAGAGCUGGCAGAGGCGCUCCUCACUUCCAGGACUGACUGUGGGCAGCCAGACAGAGGUGCUCCUCACAUCCCAGAGGGUGCGGCGGCCUGGCAGAGGCCCUCAUCACUUCCCAGAUGGUUGGCGGCCUGGCAGAGGAGCGCCACACUUCCCGGACCCUUGGCAGUUGGACAGAGGCGCUCCUCACUUCCCGGACGGUUGGCAACUGGGCAGAGGCGCUCCUCACUUCCUGGACAGUUGGCAGAUGGGCAGAGGCGCUCCACAUUUCCCAGACGGUUGGUAGCAGGGCAGAGGCGCUCUUCAGAGGUGCUCCUCACUUCCCAGAUGGUUGGCAGCCAGGCAAAUGCGCUCCUCACUUCCCAGAUGGGGCGGCAACCAGGCAGAGGUGCUCCUCACUUCCCAGACUGUGGGUGGGCAGAGGCCCUCAUCACUUCCCAGAUGGUUGGCAGCCUGGCAGAGGAGCUCCACACUUCCUGGACCGUUGGCAGCUGUGCAGAGGUGCUCCUCACUUCCCAGAUGGUUGGCAGCCUGGGAGAGGUACUCCUCACUUCCCAGAUGGUUGGCGGCCAAGCAGAGGCACUCCUCACUUCCCAGAUGGGGCAGCAGCCAGGCAGAGGCGCUCCUCACUUCCCAGACUGUGGGCAGCUGGGCAGAGGCGCUCCUCACAUCCCAGAUGGGGUGGUGGCCUGGCAGAGGCGCUCUUCACUUCCCAGACAAUUGGUGGCCGGGCAGAGCGCUCUUCACUUCCUGGACAGUUGGCAGCUGGGCAGAGGCGCUCCUCACUUCCCAUAUGGUUGGCAGCUGGGCAGAGGUGCUCCUCACUUCCCGGACUAUGGGCAGCUGGGCAGAGGCGCUUCUCACUUCCCAGACAGUUGGCAGCUGGGCAGAGGGGCUUCUCCCUUCCCGAAUGGUUGGCAGCUGGGCAAAGGCACUCCUCACUUCCCGGACAGUUGGCAGCUGGGCAGAGGCACGCCUCACUGCGUUCCUCACUUCCCAGACAGUUGGAGGCCGGGCAGAGGCGCUCCUCACUUCCCAGACAGUUGGCAGCUGGGCAGAGGCACCCCUCACUUCCCACACGGUUGGUGGCCAGGCAAGAGAUGCUCCUCAUUUCCCAGACAGUUGGUGGCCGGGAAGAGGUGCUCCUCACUUCCCAGUCAGUUGGCCGGCCGGGCAGAGGUGCUCCUCACUUCCCGGACUGUGGGCAGCUGGGCAGAGGUGCUCCUCACUUCCCAGACGGUUGGCAGCCGGGCAGAGGCCCUCCUCACUUUCCAGCUGGUUGGCUGCCCGGCAGAGAUGCUCCUCACUUCCCAGACGGUUGGCUGCUGGGCAAAGGCACUCCUCACUUCCCAGAGGGCUGGCUGCCUGGCAGAGGCGCUCCUCACUUCUCAGAUGGUUGGCGGCCGGGCAGAGGUGCUUCUCACUUCCCAGAUGGUGGGCAGCCUUUCAGAGGUGCUUCUCAGUUCCCAGACGGUGGUAAGCCAGGCAGAGGCGCUCAUCACUUCCCAGACAGGGACACGGCCAGGCAGAGGCGCUCCUCACUUCCCAGAUGGUGGGUGGCCUGGCAGAGGCACUCCUCACUUCCCAGAUGAUUGUCAGGUGGGCAUUUGCGCUCCUCACUUCCCGGAUGGUAGGCAGCUGGGCAGAGGGGCUCCUCACUUCCUGGACGGUUGGCAGCCGUGCAGAGGCGCUCCUCACAUCCCAGACGGGGUGGCGGCCAGGCAGAGGCACUCCUCACUUCUCAGUCAUUUGGACGGCCGGGGAGAGGCCUUCCUCACUUCCCAGACAGUUGACAGGUGGGCAUAUGCGCUCCCCACUUCCCGGAUCUUUGGCAGUUGGGCAGAGGCGCUCCUCACUUCCCAGAUGGUUGUCAUCUGGGCAGAGGUGCUCCUCACUUCUCGGACUCUGGGCAGCUGGGCAGAAGGGCUCUUCACUUCCCAGAUGGUUGGCAGCUGGGCAGAGGCGCUCCUCACUUCCCAGAUGGUUGGCAGCUGGGCAGAGGCGCUCCUCACUUCCCAGAUGGUUGGCAGCUGGGCAGAGGCACUCCUCACUUCCCAGAUGGUUGGCAGCUGGGCAGAGGCACUCGUCACUGCGUUCCUCACUUCCCAGACAGUUGGCGGCCGGGCAGAGGCGCUCCUCACUUCCCAGAUGGUGCGGCGGUCGGGCAGAGGCGCUCCUCACUUCCCAGAUGGUGCGGCGGUCGGGCAGAGGCGCUCCUCACUUCCCAGACAGUGGGCCGUUGGGCAGAGGCGCUCCUCGCUUCCCACAUGGUUGGCGGCCAGGCAAGAGGCUCUCCUCAUUUCCCAGACAGUUGGUGGCUGGGAAGAGGCGCUCCUCGCUUCCCAGUCGGUUCGCUGGCCGGGCAGAGGUGCUCCUCACUUCCCGGACUGUUGGGCAGCUGGGCAGAGGCGCUCCUCACAUCCCGGACUCUGGAAAACUGGGCGGAAGCGCUUCUCACUUCCUGUACUGUGGGCAGCUGGGCAGAGGUGAUCCUCACUUCCCGGACUGUGGGCAGCUGGGCAGUGGUGCUCCUCACUUCCCAGCUGGUUGGCUGCCCGGCAGAGAUGCUCCUCACUUCCCAGACAGUUGGCAGGUGGGCAUAUGUGCUCCUCACUUCCCGGAUGGUUGGCAGCUGGGCAGAGGCGCUCCUCACUUCCCGGGCUGUGGGCAGCUGGGCAGAGGCGCUCCUCACAUCCCGGACUCUGGGCAACUGGGCGGAAGCGCUUCUCACUUCCUGGACUGUGGGCAGCUGGGCAGAGGUGAUCCUCACUUCCCGGACUGUGGGCAGCUGGGCAGUGGUGCUCCUCACUUCCCAGCUGGUUGGCUGCCCGGCAGAGAUGCUCCUCACUUCCCAGACAGUUGGCAGGUGGGCAUAUGUGCUCCUCACUUCCCGGAUGGUUGGCAGUUGGGCAGAGGCGCUCCUCACUUCCCGGACUGUGGGCAGCUGGGCAGAGGCGCUCCUCACUUCCCAGAUGGUUGGCAGCUGGGCAGAGGUGCUCCUCACUUCCCGGACUGUGGGCAGCUGGGCAGAGGCACUCCUCACUGCAUUCCUCACUUCCCAGACAGUUGGCUGCCAGGCAGAGGCGCUCCUCACUUCCCAGAUGGUGCGGCGGUCGGGCAGAGGCACUCCUCACUUCCCAGGCAGUGGGCCGCUGGGCAGAGGAGCUCCUCAUUUCCCAUAUGGUUGACGGCCAGGCAAGAGGCGCUCCCCAUUUCCCAGACAGUUGGUGUGACCGGGAAGAGGUGCCUCCUCACUUCCCAGUCAGUUGGCCGGCCAGGCAGAGGUGCUCCUCACUUCCCGGACUGUGGGCAGCUGGGCAGAGGUGCUCCUCACUUCCCAGAGGGUUGGCAGCCGGGCAGAGGCCCUCCUCACUUCCCAGCUGGUUGGCUGCCCGGCAGAGAUGCUCCUCACUUUCCAGCUGGUUGGCUGCCCGGCAGAGGCACUCCUCACUUCCCAGAUGGUUGGCGGCCGGGCAGAGGUGCUCCUCACUUCCUAGAUGGCGGGCAGCCUUUCAGAGGCUCUUCUCAGUUCCCUGACGGUGGUAAGCCAGGCAGAGGCGCUCAUCACUUCCCAGACAGGGAGGCGGCCAGGCAGAGGGGCUCCUUGUUUCCCAGACGGUUGGCAGCUGGGCAGAGGCGCUCAUCACUUCCCAGACGGUUGGCGGCCCAGCAGAGGCGCUCCUCCUCACUUCCCUGACGAUUGGCGGUAGUGCAGAGGCGCUCCUCAUUUCCCAGACAGUUGGCGGCCGGGCAGACGUGAUCCUCACUUCCGGGACUCUGGGCAGCUGGGCAGAGGCGCUCCUCACUUCCGGGACAGGGUGGCGGCCAGGCAGAGGCGCUCCUCGCUUCCCAGACGGUGGGCAGUUGGGCAGAGGCGCUCCUCACUUCCCAGACACUUGGCGGCCCAGUAGAGGCGCUCCUCGUUUCCCAGACAGU